AUAACCUCCGAAUCAGAAAUACAUAGAAGAAAAUAAUUAUCCAUUAAGUAUCGUAUUACCAAACGAUAGUAUACCAUGAUUUGUCGUUCACUAUGACAACUAAUACAGAAAAAGAUUCCGCAAUUUAUUUAUAAAUAAACAACACUACCACAAACAAUUUUCACAAUAAAAAUAACUUGAUCAACUUUACAAUAAAAACAAAUGGAAAGCAAAAAGAUGGCAAUGUUCAUGGUAAUAGUGACGCUAGUGGGAAGCCUUCUGGACAAGACAAAUGCUCAAUCUAGUCAUUUUAGUGUUUGUUACUCAGAUUGUCUUGUGGUGUGUAAAUCUCAUACUACAUUUCCAAAAUCUGUUUUGUGUCCAUUCACGUGUCUCAUGACAUGUCUUGUUCCUACUUUACCAUCUCCUUCUCCUUCUCCUUCAUCUGAUACUGUUCCAACAAACAAAAUCGAUAAUACGGAAUACUUCUGCAAACUCGGUUGUGCCACUCAUCAUUGUGUGUCUCUUUCUUUCUUCCAAAAUCCGAAUGCGGAGAACGUUGCAAACUGUGUGGAUUCAUGCUCAUACAAGUGCUCUUAGGAGAAAAGAAGCGAAAUCUAUUAUUAUCAUUGUUGUUUAACGAAACGAGUUAUUUAUUUAUAUUGAUGCUAUAUAAAAAUCAAACAACUUUUCCUUUUAACAAAGCAACUGAAUAAUUAUUUCUUGGUUUGAUGUUUUUUCUUCAGUUACGAACAAAUAAGUGAAUAAAAACUGUAAACACAAAAUUAUAUUUAGUUGCAAAAUUAUCUUUGUUAUCUAUUAAGAGUGAUCUCAUAGAGGCCUCGCGUUCGGAUACCCGUUCGGAUUUGAAUAUGAUAUUUUAGAUUUUCGGGCAUUUCGGUAUAGGGGUCCAGAACUCGUUCAGAUACUUUUACAUAUCGAGUCGGGUUGAGAUAUUUUUUGUUCGGUUUGGAUAUUUCAGAUCAGGUUUGCAUCUUUUAAUUUUAAAAAAUCAAAUUCCUCAUUACUCAAGUUUUUUCUACUUAAAAUUUUACAAUUAACUUAACUGAUUUAAAAAAAUUUAAUAGGUUUGAACGAUUAAUAGGUUUGAAAGCAAAAGUUUAAAAAUAGAAAAACACUAAUCUAGUUUUUUUU
This is a messenger RNA of Brassica napus (rape), 1134 nucleotides long. RefSeq names its product thionin-like protein 2. The transcript has 2 exons. The record is from RefSeq and is a predicted model, not a curated record. NCBI's taxonomy places the organism in Eukaryota, Viridiplantae, Streptophyta, Magnoliopsida, Brassicales, Brassicaceae. The coding region runs from base 202 to 579 and encodes 125 amino acids.